UUUUUAUUAUUCGUAACGACGUUUCUCGUUGUCUCAAACUAUUUUCUUGUUAUUCAGUGAACUGGCAAUUCUGCCAAUUCGUACGUGUAUAUCUGGAUCUAUAUAUAACAGUUGCUAUCUGCUCGUGAUAUAGCGUGUCAAAACUAGUAAAUUAAGAUGCAGCGGAAAAGAUGCGUGGAAGCGCAUAUUUUUCACAGACAAAUAGGUCCACAUUAUUCAGAUUCUCCAGUCUGCUACUUGUUACAUCUAAUUUUCCCAUUUUGGAGAUUCAUUGUUGCUUGGUUCUGGAUGACUCAUGCUUUCCUUUUAGCACUUCUAAACGGAUCAUCAAAAGUUGAGGAAGCUGUAGAAUGUUACCAACGUGCUGCAAAUAUGUUCAAGAUGGCAAAGAAUUGGAGUGCGGCAGGAAGUGCAUUUUAUGAAUCAGCAGAGUUACAUGGGAAAGCAGGUAGCCGCCAUGAUGCAGCUAAUAAUUAUGUGGACGCUGCUAAUUGUUUUAAGAAAUCUGAUAUAAAUGAGGCCAUUAGUUGUCUGUUAAAGGCAAUUGAAAUAUACACAGAUAUGGGUAGGUUCACAAUGGCGGCUAAGCAUCAUCAAAGUAUAGCUGAAAUGUACGAAAGCGAAGCUGUAGAUCUUGAGAGAGCAGUUUCUCAUUAUGAACAAGCAGCUGAUUAUUUUCGCGGAGAAGAGAGCAAUUCCUCUGCCAAUAAGUGUCUUUUAAAAGUUGCACAGUACGCUGCACAACUUGAGAAUUAUGAUAAGGCUAUUCAAAUUUAUGAACAGGUUGCUUCUGCAUCUUUGGAAAGUUCUUUAUUGAAGUAUAGUGCAAAGGAGUACUUUUUCCGAGCGGCGCUUUGUCAUUUAUGCGUUGACAUGUUAAAUGCGCAACAUGCGAUCGAACGUUAUCAGGAGCAGUAUCCUGCAUUCCAAGAUUCUAGGGAGUAUAAAUUAAUAAAGACAUUAAUAGAACACCUCGAGGAACAACACCUCGAAGGUUUUACAGAGGCGGUAAAGGAAUAUGAUUCAAUUUCACGAUUGGAUCAGUGGUACACGACAGUAUUAUUACGUAUCAAAAAACAAGUUAACGAUAAUCCAGAUUUGCGCUGAUCGGUUGUCCCUCUUUUGUGCUAUUUUUUCUCGAUGAUAUUAUUAAUCCAAUUCUAUAUGUAUUCUUUUUUAAAUCAUACCCUGCUUUCAGUGAAACUUGUAAAGUAGUUUCGUUUUUAUACCUAAAUAUAUUUUUCAUAACAUUUCCUUAUUCUCUUGGCAACUACUAAAUAUUCAUGGGUUCAGUUAUCGUGUGUGUAUUCAUAGGAUAUUGUCAUUAAAAGUAUAUAAGGAUAUUCUACGAAAACAUUACUAGUUCAUUUAAAUGCCUGUAUACGUGGCAUAAGAAUAAAGUAUAGAAAUAAAUAGUAUUUAAACUUUGUUGAUAUUCAUACUUGCAAAUAUAUAAACAGCUUGCUAAUAAGCCAAGGCUUCUGCAAUUUAAUUUAAACUCGUGCAAUUGCAAUAAAUUAUCCAAAUACACCUAUUCAUUUUCAUAAGUUUAGUAAAUUUAGUAAGUGUGGUGCAGUUUCGAUUGUAUAUUUUUAAGUGUUUUAUGAUACUUACGAUCGGUUAGUUCUUUGAGGCAUAAACAAUAAUAAGAUUCUAUGAUAACAGAACGAAGAAUUGCAGCCUAUAUUUACUUUUAAUUACAACAUGGUUUAGUGUUAUUUUGCAUGUAUGUUUUAUCUGGAAUUGUUGUAGUAAAAAGACAAUGUGUCUUUACACUGCCAGAGUACCAAAAUAUCAAACGAGGUAUAGAUUGUCUUUAAAAAUUUCUCUUUCUUUCCUUAAACUUUAAUUUUUUAGAAAUCUUAUAUUUGAUGUACAUACGUUAUAUUAUUAAUGGAAAGUGAAGAAUAUGAUUAUAUGCAUUUAAGCGCGCAUAUAUAAUAUGUAAAUUUUUUUGUUUUUUUGUUUUAUUAAGAUACACUUGUUUAUAUUCUUGUAUUGUUGAACAUUAAUUUUGUUAAUGUAUAUUUGUAUUUAGAAAUAGAAGAAUAGAGAGUAUAAGUGAUAAAAAAGGAAUUAAAUGAGAGAUUUUAAUUCCGUUUUAUUUCAUGAUUACGUAUCUUACCUUUAUCAUAGCAUUUUAUAUUUAAAAACAGGUUGCAAUUGUUUAAAUACAUUUAUCAAACAAUAUAUAUUCCAUCGUUAAGUAGGGAUAGUUAUUACAAGUUGCAUGCAUGGAAAGUAACAAGACUAGCAUCAUAUAAAUGUACGAAAAGAAACAUAAAUUCAUGCCGUGUUUCAAUUUCCCAAAGAAUUUUAGAAUCGUAAAAAGUUUAUCGAAUAAAAGCUUUACAGAAAUUAUACGUACAUAAGAAAUAACAUCUGGACCAUGUAUUCUUCUAUUUAAUAUAUUCUUUGAGCAUAGUUAUGUGUACAUGUAUUCAGCAAUUGUGAUUUACUGAAUGAGUGAAUAAUUAAUUUCGGAGUAAUUAAUAUACAACUGAUUUUUUUUCUGUAUUGGGUAGUAUAUGUACACUCUACAGGAUUUUCAGCGAUGUAACUGUGGUCUGAAAGUGCAAGUUUCAUUCAGAAGCAUGAUUGAACUAAUAAUAUAUUCUCAAUGAACUGUAGAAAAAAUUGAAUGUUACCUGCGUAUUUUAAAGUUUAUUUUAUUGCCUUGUUUUAAAAUACGUUUCUGUUAGAAAUGUAAAUGAUUUUGUUAUAGAUUUAUUUAUUUUUUUACGUCUGUGAAAAUACGCUCAUAUUGUGUACCUUGAUUCCCGAAAUUGUGAUUAAAAUUUAUAACUGAACUUACUUUGUUAUGUAUGCGAUCAAUGCUAUGUUAAGUUUCAACAGAAUUUGUAGCACCACAUGACAAACUUUUUAAUAGAAACGUUAAAAUGCUUUAAAAGCUACAACCCCAUAACUAAUAAUAAGAAAAAUGCUAUGUUGCGAAAAGGAAAUAUAAGAACCAGAAACACUUUCAUGAAACAUCCUACGCAUUAAACGAUAAAAUUAUGCAUUUUACAGGUUCUAGAAUGGUAGUGAAAUAGACAAUAUAAUAGAGUUAUAUUUCCGUGAGAAAUUUUAUAAAAUUAAGCAUUUUAAGCAUGUGUAAUUUUCUUUUUACAUAAAAACUAUGCAGUAGAAUCGUAGAUAAACAGGUUGUAGCUUUUCCUAUAUUGUAUUGCGCAUAAUUAAAAAAAUAGAUACCUUGUAAAUAAAGAUAACGGGAUACAAGUCCAUAUUUAA
This is a messenger RNA of Osmia lignaria (orchard mason bee), 3252 nucleotides long. It is a transcript of the gene alphaSnap, whose product is annotated as Alpha-soluble NSF attachment protein. The record is from RefSeq and is a predicted model, not a curated record. Gene Ontology annotation, molecular function: syntaxin binding; soluble NSF attachment protein activity. Lineage: Eukaryota; Metazoa; Arthropoda; Insecta; Hymenoptera; Megachilidae. Gene Ontology annotation, biological process: intracellular protein transport; SNARE complex disassembly. Gene Ontology annotation, cellular component: vacuolar membrane; SNARE complex.